Messenger RNA from Olea europaea var. sylvestris, 2859 nucleotides. RefSeq names its product TPR repeat-containing protein ZIP4. Gene Ontology annotation, biological process: regulation of synaptonemal complex assembly; meiotic cell cycle. The record is from RefSeq and is a predicted model, not a curated record. Bases 1 to 2859 code for a protein of 952 amino acids. Gene Ontology annotation, molecular function: protein binding. The transcript is spliced from 5 exons. NCBI's taxonomy places the organism in Eukaryota, Viridiplantae, Streptophyta, Magnoliopsida, Lamiales, Oleaceae.
AUGAGAAUCGCCGAAAUUUCCACGCCAGACUUCCGCCAAAGCUCCACCGCCAGCGCCGCCGAUUCCUCCAACUACUCUCAUGCUCUCUCCCAAAUUGAAGCCUCAAUUAAAUCCCUCGAACGACACUCUGCUUCACUUCCCUUGGCAGAUUCGUUCUCUUCCGAGCUCCGACUCGUCCUUGCUGAGCUGAGUCAACUCUCUCCUUUCCCCAACUCUACUAAACUCCUCCUCUGGAAACUCAGCUACCGCCUCUGGAAUACCUGUGUUGACCUUUCCAACGCUGCCUAUACCUCCAAUUCUAGCGGAGUUCACAGACUCUCCGAAGAACAUGCCAAGCUCCGGCAAAUCGCCGCCGAUUUUCUCUUCCUGUCUGCUGAUGUCGCAGGGAUACCUUCUCCGGCGAUUAAAGCCGGUUUAUUCUUCUACAAGACAGGUCUUAUAUGGCACGACCUCAAAAAUUUUGAUUUCGCGAACAAUUGCUUCGAGAAGGCUGCUGAUCUUAUCUCAAAAGUUGAGAUUAAUUCAAUCUCCGAUAAUGAUGAACGAAAACUGCUCCUGGAUCUCAAUCUGGCUCGAUCUCGAACCGCUUGGGAAGUUUCUGACCGGAAUUUAUCAAUCGCAUUGUUAAAUCGAUCCAAAAAUGUUUUGUUUGGAACUUCAGAAAAUUACAAAGCUCUAGCUAAUCAGUAUUUGAUGUUCGGAAAAAUAUUGUUGUCCAAUGACGAGGUUUCUGGAUUGAAUGAAGCAUUGAAAUUGAUGUGUGAAGCCCUAGAAUUAUGUGAAAAAGGAUUAAGAAUAGUGAAGAAGACAGAGGAGACAUUACAUUUGAAGGAGUUGAGGUUGAAGAUUUUGAGAUUUAUGGCAGCGGCACAUUUGCAAAGUGAUGAAUUUGAGAAUGUUUUGAAGUGUGUGAAGGUUUUGAGAGAAGGUGUUGGUGGUGCAGACCACCAUCCCAGUUUGAGUGUGUUAGCAAUGAAGGCAUGGUUGGGAAUGGGGAGGUACAAGGAAGCGGAGAAGGAGCUGAGGGGCAUGGUCGUCAAUAACGGGAUACCGGAAGGAGUUUGGGUAUCAGCUGUGGAGUCGUAUUUCCAGGCUGUGGGCACGGCUGGGGCAGAGACUGUUAAGGGAGUGUUUUUGGGGCUAUUGGGACGGUGUCGUGUUAGCCCUGGUGUAGCCAUCAGGGUCGUGAAUAGGGUCGUUGGGGAUGGUCCAGGUGGGACUGAGGGUGCGAAUGUGAGGGCAAAGGUCGUGACUGAGUUAGUUUCUGACGAGAGGGUGGUGGAGCUUUUUAGUGGAGAUGCGGCUGCCAAGGAGAGGACGACAAUGCAUGCUCUUCUUUGGAACUGUGCUGCAGAACAUUUCCGAGCAAAAGAAUAUCAGAUAAGUGCUGAGAUGUUUGAGAAGUCUCUUCUUUAUGGCCCUCACAACAUAGAGAACAGAAUUUUCAGGGCGAAGGGAUUCAGAGUGCUCUGCCUCUGUCACCUUGGCCUCUCCCAGCUAGAUAGAGCUGAAGAGUAUAUCAAUGAGGCUGAAAAGCUGGAACCCAAUAUUGCCAGUGCCUUUCUCAAGUUCAAGAUCUACUUGCAAACGAAGGACCACAACAGUGCUAUUGCUCAGGUGCAAGCAAUGUCAAGUUGUCUUGACUUCACCCCUGAUUUCCUUUCCCUCUCAGCCCAUGAAGCUGUUGCUUGCAGUUCUCUUUCUGCUGCUACUGCCUCUCUAUCCCAUCUCUUGAAUUUCUACUCCUCAGGGAAACCAAUGCCAACCAAUGAAGUUGUAGUUUUCCGCACUUUAGUUACAAUUCUAAUUCAAGAUUCCAGUAACGAUUCUGAUAUCCUCAAGCACUUGAAUAGAGCUUAUCAACGGCUAUCUGAACUUGGACCUGAACUCUUUUUUGGGAAAGGUGAAGUCGGAAGACGAGAAAGGAAUUGGUUUGCAGUGAAUGCAUGGAAUUUUGGAGUUAGAAAUGGGAAGGAGAAAAAAUACAAAUUAUGUGCAGAAUUCUUUAGAUUAGCAUCAGAAUUUUAUGGAAUUGUCAGUGAUGGCGAAGCAAAGGAAAAUAGUACGAUGGUUGGUAAGUCAUUAGUAAUGUCUGUAUCUGCCAUCAUUGCUGAUGAGAGGCUUAGAAAAGCUACGUUGCCGGAAACUGAAACCAAGGAAGCCAUUGAACUGUUAGACCGGGCAAGAAAGAUAUUAAUAUCAAGCUCAGGUAGUAGUGGAAAAGAUGAGGGUCAAAUUGCAGCCAUGGAUCCCAAUAUCUUCCUUAUAUACACUUUGAGUGCCUAUGAUCUGUACUCAAGGUUCAGUGACAAGGGUGCACAACAACUCAUCCUGAUUAAAAACUUAGCAAGCUCAAAAUCUUGCAAUCCCCAACAUUUACUUCAGAUAGGCUUUGAUGCUUCUGAAGGACCAAGAUCCAACCCUGAAGUGGCCACUUUCACCCUACGAACCUGUCUCUCGUCCCUGCUUGCAUCCCCUUCACCAGAUUACCAAAGUGUAGCUCUCAUUCUCAGAAAACUAAUUUCUGUAGCAACUAUCCAUAGAGGUGACAUAGACGAUGAUUCAGUGAUCGAAAUAUAUAGGCAAGCAUAUCGGAUUAUGGUAGGUUUGAAGGAAGGAGACUAUCCCCUAGAAGAAGCGAAAUGGCUUGCCAUGACAGCAUGGAAUCGAGCUGCUCUUCCCGUAAGGCUGGGACAAAUUGAUGUGGCAAAGAAGUGGAUGAAUAUUGGGUUGGAAUUGGCCACAAAGGUUCCCGGCAUGCAAACUUACAAGUCAUGCAUGGAAGAUUAUGUAGCAGGCUUUGAAAAGAAAUUUCGUGGGCAUGAAAAUGGUGAAAGUAGUUCGUUAGUAGUGUCAUGA